This is a messenger RNA of Rotaria socialis, 357 nucleotides long. Lineage: Eukaryota; Metazoa; Rotifera; Eurotatoria; Philodinida; Philodinidae. The record is from the annotation of a GenBank genome assembly.
AUGUGCCAAUCGUCAUAUAAUGAAUCUCUUAUCAUAGAAUUAGAUUCUGUUUUAACUCAAUUUAAUCGUUACGUAUUAAUAAUAAUUCUUCUGUUUGGUAUUGUGGGAAACAUUCUCAAUAUCAUUGUUCUGUCACAACGUUCACUUCGUGCUAAUCCAUGUGCUUGGAUUUUUCUGGUUGCAUCAAUCGUUAAUCUGAUCUCUAUUCUAACUGGUCUUAUUACACGAAUGCUAAGUGAUUGGGUGGCUGACCCAACCACCUAUAUUCGCUGGGUUUGUAGACUUCGUGCUUAUGCCGUAUCCAGCACAAGAACAAUGGCUCCAUGGUUGAUUGCAUUAGCUACAAUAGAUCUAUGA